AUGGCAUCGAGAGGUAAAAAGACGAAAGAUUCUGCAUCAGCACCGCCAUUACCCAUCGCUACGGAUCCCGAGAUGGCCGAGCGAUUUGAACGUGAACUAGCUUGGUGUGUUGGACAAUUGGAAUGUAUGUUGCGAUCAACAUCGACCAAAGACAAAGAUCCUCUUCGAUCUGCCUCGCAAGUUCUAUCAAAUCCAAAAACAUCUUUCGUUCGUAAACGACAGAUGAUGCAACAACUAUUCGGUGAUUAUCGUCAAAAAAUGCACGACGAAGAUGUCGCACGACAGAAACGUCAUAAUCAAAUACGAGCCAAUGAGAAUAGCGAAAUACCCUUAGCUUCACGGUUUGUUCGUCGAACACAUGCAGCUUCUGAAUCAACAACAAAAGACAAUACAUUCUCAUUUAAUUUUGACAUUCCAUCAGCGGAUCUGGAUAAAAACUAA
Molecule: messenger RNA, 441 nt
Organism: Adineta ricciae
Lineage: Eukaryota; Metazoa; Rotifera; Eurotatoria; Adinetida; Adinetidae
Source: the annotation of a GenBank genome assembly